CGUAAUGACACGGAAGUGAGGACAUUUUUUUAAUAGCUCGAGACCGGCAAGAUGGCAGCGGACACGCAGGUUUCAGAUACUCUGAAGAAGUUUGCUGUGAAAGUGACUACAUCGAGUGUUAAGGAGCGGAAAGAAAUUUUAGGAGAACUGAAGGAAUGCAUAAAUGGAAAGAAUCUGCCUGAACCAGCUAUCAAAGGUCUAUGCAAGCUCUUUUGUCUUACCCUUCAUCGAUACAGGGAUGCAGCCUCUCGCCGUGCUGUGCUCUCUGUUAUUGACUUACUGGCCCAAUCACAGCCUGAUGCCAUUGCUACCCACCUGCCUUCUGGUCUGCUCACCUGUGGAGUUGUCAGUAAGGGUAUAAUGCCAGGGAAGAGCACAGCAUCGGCUUCUUGUUGUGCCCUGCCAUGGACUUGCUUAAUAGUGCGUGUAGUCUUCCCCACGCUAGAGAACAGAGUGGAUCCUCAAUGGAAAAAACUGGUGGAGGUGCAGAGUCUGCUCCUUGCUGAGGUCAUGGGUGGAGCCUCCAAAAAUGCAAUCAAGUCUGUCACUAAGCGGCUUAACAAGUUGUGGAAAGAUAGCCCAGGGUUGGUUGAUCAGUACAUGAGCACCCUGUUGAGCUUGGACCAGAGUCCCUCCUCUCUGCCUCUGCUGGCAGAGUGUGUGGACUUCUGCACCUCUCAGAAAGACAUGGCCACCAUCAACAAGCACAAGGCCGCUAUCUUAGAUCUGUACUUGAAGACUGUACUAAUGAGCAAAACCAGACCACUCCAGCACAUUCUGGCUAAAAGUAGUUCUCUGCUUUGCCAUGUUUCUCACUCUGAGUUCAAGGAGCAGCUCUUGCCCACUCUACAGAAAGCCCUGCUGCGUAGCCCUGAAAACUCCAUACAGACCAUCUCUUCGAUGCUGGCUUCACUUACUCUUGAUCUCAGCCAGUAUGCUUUGGACAUUGGGAAAGGCCUUGCCAGCCAGCUGAAGGCGAGUAACAUGGAAUUAAUGGAACAUGCAGUUCAGGCCAUGCAAAAUUUGGCCCAGCAGUGUAGUGACCCAACUGCCAUCCAGGAUCUAGUAACACACCUCUUUGGCAUUCUUGGAGGUUCAGAGGGGAAACUCACUGUAGUGGGCCAAAAAAUGAAUGUGCUUUCAGGGAUAAAAAGCUGUAGCCAUCAUGCAGUCUCUGGCUUCUCCAGCCAGUCACUCAGCUCCAGUGUGGCACUGCAGUUUAUCCCAUUUCUGCAGCAAGAAGUACAUGAGGGGACACUGGUGCAUGCUGUGUCUGUGAUGUCUCUUUGGAUGGCACGUUUGAAUGUGGAGGUUCCAGCUGCUCUGAGAGACUGGCUUAAGAAAGCCUUCACACUGAAGUCCUCCACCUCCUCUGUCCGCCACGCCUACCUGCAGGCCAUGCUCAGAGCCUUCAAAGGAGACACCUUGAGCCAGGCUCUGGAUCUCAUUCCUCUCCUCAUCCAGACGGUAGAGAAAGCGGCUGCUCAGAGCUCUCAGCAUGCCCUUCUCUCUGAGGCCCUGGCAGCUUCAGUGCUGCUAUGUCAUCUCUCCAUACUGGACUCAGUUCCUGAAUCUAAACUGACCUCCUUUUGGAACCUGAUUUUGGAUGAGAAAAAACCUCUCUUUACCACAGAGAAAUUUCUCGUUCAGACCAGUGAGGAAGCACUGUGCACUGUACUGCAGCUGUGUGAGAGACUAUUCCUGGACCACCCGCAGAGGCUCAACAACAACAAGGCUCAGAUGUACCAUCGGGCCAUGGUGGCUGUGCUCCUUUGUCGAGCGUAUCAGGUACGGAAGCGUGCCCAUCAGAGCGUAAAGAAACUUCUUUCUUCACUGGGAAGCCCUAGCCUUGCCCACGGCCUUCUGGGAGAACUGUGUGUCGUCAUACACAAACAUAAGGUUUUGCCUCCAGAGGUUCUUCAGACUGAGACAGGAGAGUGGACUGAGCUGGGCCGCUUAUAUAUCCCUCCGUGGAUCCUCUUAGAGGCUCUGAGGGUGUUGUGCACAACAGCAGGCCAGUGGAAUGACUCCAGCGAGGCUGAGAAACUGGCCCUAGAUAUUAUCAUCGUGGCUCACCACCCCUCCAUUGCGGCUGCCAAAUCAGAAUUGUGGCCUUUGCUGUUGUCCAGCAUGAAGAUGGAUGCUGCUGUUUUUAUUGACCAACAUUUGCAGACAAUCCUCCCUCUGCUGCUGGAGGGAAAUACUGACAACCAGGCUGUAAGAAAUGCCAUUGGGGAGUUGUCAGUCCUUUCUCCUGGGAAACUGCUCCCUUGUAUAAUGGACCGUGUGAUCCAGAGGCUGUCCAAUCCAGCACUGAAGCAGGUGACACGUCGGGAAUAUGCCAUUAUGAAGACACCGGAGGGAGAGCUGUACGACAAGAGCAUCAUCAUGAGUGCCCAGCAAGAGAGCACUAAAAAGGGCAACAUGAAAAGAGAGAAUAAGGCAUACUCCUUUAAAGAACAGAUAAUUGAACUUGAGUUACAGGAGGAAAUCAAAAAGAAGAAAGGAAUUAAAGAUGAGGUACAGCUAACCAGCAAACAAAGGGAGAUGAUGCAGAACCAGCUGGAGAAGGAGUCCUCUAUCCGGAAGAAACUGCAAGGGUUGGAUAUGGAGUUGCAAUGCACAGUGGGGCUUUUGGAGGCCAUUAUGGCUCGUCACCCUCCUCAGAUUUCUCACCACAUUCCUGGAGUCCUUCAUGUGCUCCUGCCCCUACUACACUCACCAUUAGCUGCUCCCCAUGUGCACCAAACCUUCCUCGAUAUUGGCACAUGCGUCCUGCAAAAGCAGCUGCACUUCCUGGCUCUUCUUGUGGGUCAUGUGACCUUGCGUCUGUUGAAGCCGGAAUGUGAGCUGGACCCAGCUUGGUCUCAGGAGGACCUGAACACAGCUACACAUCGGACCAUCCAACUGCUGCACACACACACAGUGCCACAUAGAGAGGGCAAGACUGAUGCCCGGCCUCUGUCUGCACCGGGUUUCUCUUUCUGUUUCCCACUGCUACAGGCCAUCCUCAGCAGAAAUAGUGGCACAUCUGAGGAGGUGGAGCUCAUGCUGACACAUGUACUACAGAUCAUUCACACACACUCUCAGUUGCGCUCCAGCAGUGAUGCCACUGAUGAACUCAUCGAUGAGAAUGGUCCAGAGCUCCUCCCCCGUGUGAACAUGUUAUUGCUGCUCACCAAAGUGAUUGGUACCUCCACACCACAACUGCAGGUGCUGGCUUCAGGCUGCCUCACAGCUCUUUGUUUGAGUGCUGGAGGGCAGGACAGCUGUGCAUUGGCUGAACAAGCUGAGAUUGAUGUGCUUCUAGAAGCCCUGCUCUCUCCCUGUUUUUCUGUUAGAGAUGCAGCCCUCAGGGGUCUUUUGGAGCUGGAGCUGGCUUUGCCCACAGACAGUGCCGAGCCUAAUGGGCUCAAUGUGCUCAGGAGACUGUGGGUGGCCAAAUUUGAUGUGGAGGAGGAAGGCAAAGCGCUAGCUGACAAGCUGUGGCAGACUCUACGUCUGGAGUUGGUUCCUGAGCUGUGUCCACUACUGAUCAAAGAUGUGACACACCAUGAGGAAACAGUGAGGGUGGCGGUAGCUGAGGCUUUAUCCAGUGCUGUGAGUCAAUACAAGGAGGAAUCAGCUACGGUUCUGUCCCAGCUUACAGAGCUCUACCAGCAGAAACUUUAUAGACCACCACCAGUCCUGGAUGCUUUGGGAAGAGUAAUCUCAGAAGCACCUCCUGACCAGUGGGAAGCAAGGUGUGGGAUAGCACUGGCUCUUAAUAAGCUCUCUCAGUGGCUAAGGGAGGAUCAGGUGACUCCCAUCUUUCAGUUUUUCGUACCUGACGCUCUGAACGACAGGCACAGUGAGGUGCGACGCUGCAUGCUGGAUGCUGCAUUGUCUGUCCUCAACACCCAUGGCAAGGACAAUGUGAACUCUCUGCUGCCUGUAUUUGAGGAGUUCCUGAAGAACGCUCCUCAGGAUGCCAGCUAUGACUCAGUGCGUCAGAGUGUGGUCAUCCUCAUGGGCUCACUGGCCAAACAUCUGGACAAGAGCGACCCCAAAGUCAAGCCCAUAGUUGCCAAGCUCAUCACUGCUCUCUCCACUCCCUCUCAGCAGGUCCAGGAGUCAGUGGCCGGUUGCUUGCCUCCUCUUGUGCCCGCUAUAAAGGAGGAUGCAGGUGACAUGGUACGGAAGCUGCUGCAGCUGCUGCUGGAGAGUGACAAGUAUGCAGAGAGGAAAGGUGCUGCCUACGGCUUAGCCGGCUUAGUAAAGGGCCUGGGCAUCCUCUCACUCAAACAGCAAGACAUCAUGACCACGCUCACUGAUGCCAUUCAGGACAAAAAGAACGCCAGACGCAGAGAGGGUGCCCUGUUUGCUUUUGAAAUGCUGUGCAACAUGUUGGGGAAACUGUUUGAGCCAUAUGUGGUACAUGUGCUGCCCCAUCUUCUCCUCUGCUUUGGAGACGGGAACCAGUAUGUCAGAGAGGCAGCAGAUGACUGUGCCAAAGCUGUAAUGCGCAAUCUAAGUGCUCAUGGGGUGAAGUUAGUUUUGCCCUCUCUCCUUGUAGCCCUAGAGGAAGAGUCCUGGAGAACCAAAGCAGGCUCAGUGGAGUUGCUCGGUGCCAUGGCAUUUUGUGCCCCUAAACAGCUAUCAUCAUGUCUGCCCAGCAUUGUGCCCAAGCUGACUGAGGUUCUUACCGACUCACACGUCAAAGUACAGAAAGCUGGACAGCAGGCACUGCGUCAGAUUGGCUCAGUAAUUCGCAACCCUGAGAUCCAGGCCAUCACUCCCAUUCUAUUGGAUGCUCUUACGGACCCGUCACACAAGACUCAGCACUGUCUGCACACUCUGCUUGAGACCAAAUUUGUGCACUUUAUUGAUGCUCCCUCACUGGCUCUCAUCAUGCCCAUUGUCCAGAGGGCCUUCCAGGACCGGUCCACAGACACACGCAAAAUGGCUGCACAGAUCAUCGGCAACAUGUACUCCCUAACUGACCAGAAGGAUCUGUCUCCAUACCUGCCUAGUGUGAUUCCGGGACUCAAAACUUCCCUACUGGAUCCUGUACCAGAGGUACGGACAGUUUCGGCGAAAGCUCUUGGAGCUAUGGUCAAGGGCAUGGGUGAGUCCUGCUUCGAUAAUCUGCUACCCUGGCUGAUGGAGACUCUAGCCUCUGAGCAGAGCUCUGUGGAUCGCUCUGGAGCUGCUCAGGGUCUGGCAGAGGUGAUGGCUGGGUUAGGUGUCGAGAAGCUGGACAAACUGAUGCCCGAUGUUGUUCAGACGGCCAGCAAAGUGGACAUUGCUUCUCAUGUGCGCGACGGCUACAUCAUGAUGUUCAUCUAUCUCCCACUUACCUUUGGUGAACGGUUCACUCCCUAUGUGGGCCCGAUUAUUCCCUGUAUCCUCAAGGCUCUGGCCGAUGAAAAUGAAUAUGUAAGAGACACAGCACUGAGAGCAGGCCAGCGCAUCAUCAGUAUGUAUGCAGAGACAGCCAUUGCCCUGCUUCUGCCUGAGCUGGAACAAGGCUUGUUUGAUGACCUCUGGAGGAUCAGGUUUAGCUCAGUGCAGUUGCUAGGAGACCUGCUCUUCCACAUCUCAGGGGUUUCAGGGAAGAUGACAACAGAGACCGCUUCUGAGGAUGACAACUUCGGCACAGCACAGUCCAACAAGGCCAUUAUUGGUGCACUUGGGGUGGACCGAAGGAACCGUGUGCUCUCUGGCCUCUAUAUGGGCCGCUCAGACACACAGCUUGUGGUAAGACAGGCCUCCCUGCACGUCUGGAAGAUUGUGGUGUCCAACACUCCGCGUACACUUCGAGAAAUCCUGCCUACACUUUUCACCCUACUGCUGGGCUUUCUGGCCUCUACCUUCCCUGACAAGAGAACGAUUGCAGCUCGUACUCUGGGGGAUUUGGUGAGGAAGCUGGGGGAGAAGAUCCUUCCGGAAAUCAUCCCCAUCCUGGAGGAGGGUCUGCGCUCUGAGAAGAGCGAUGAGAGGCAGGGUGUGUGCAUCGGUCUCAGCGAAAUUAUGAAAUCCACCAGCAAAGAUGCUGUGCUGGUGUUCUCUGAGUCCCUAGUGCCUACAGUGCGUAAAGCUCUGUGUGACCCACUCGAGGAGGUGCGUGAGGCUGCAGCUAAAACCUUUGAACAGCUACACGCCACUAUUGGCCACCAAGCACUGGAGGACAUCCUACCGGCACUGCUUAAACAACUGGAAGAUGAGGAAACUGCUGAGUUUGCUCUGGAUGGACUGAAGCAAGUUAUGGCUGUGAAGAGUCGAUCAGUGCUGCCUUACCUAGUGCCCAAGCUCACUGCUCCUCCAGUGAAUACACGUGUAUUGGCCUUCCUGUCUGCUGUGACGGGUGAUGCUCUGACACGUCACCUGGGCGUGAUUCUGCCUGCUUUGCUCUCAUCCCUCAAAGAGAAGCUGGGCACUGAGGAGGGGCCUCAGGAGUUAAGCAGCUGCCAGACUGUGAUUUUGUCCGUUGAAGACGAAGUGGGUCAGCGGAUCAUCAUCGAGGACCUGCUGGAGGCGACACGUGGUGCAGAUGCUGGACUCAGGGAGGCUUCUGUUACCAUCUUAAAUGCAUACUUCUCCCGAACACGGCUUGACUACAGCACUCAUACACGCACACUGCUUUCCGGCCUUGUGCGCCUGCUUAAUGACCCCAACCCUGAGGUGCUUCAUCAGAGCUGGGACACCAUCAAUUCUAUUACCAAGAAGUUGGAUGCUGGGAGUCAGCUGGCUCUGAUCGAUGACUUGCACAGAGAUAUACGUUCAGCAGCAGCUGAAGUCAGGGGUGAACAUCUGCCUGGCUUCUGUCUGCCCAAAAAGGGAGUGACAUGUAUUCUGCCUGUUCUGAGGGAGGGAGUGCUGACAGGAACCCCAGAACAAAAGGAGGAAGCAGCACGUGCGUUAGGUGCUGUCAUCAAGUUGACUUCCGCUGAGGCUCUGCGGCCUUCUGUAAUCAAUAUCACUGGGCCGCUCAUCCGUAUACUCGGAGAUCGUUUCGCCUGGACUGUGAAGACAGCUCUACUUGAGACCUUGACCCUUCUGCUUCGCAAGGUGGGAAUAGCACUGAAGCCGUUCCUUCCACAGCUCCAGACUACAUUCCUGAAGGCCCUACAGGACACGAGCAGACCUGUGAGGCUCAAGGCAGCCGAGGCUCUGGGACAGCUUGUUUCCAUACAUACAAAAGUGGACCCACUAUUUACAGAGCAGCUCUCAGCCAUUCGCAAUGCUGAGGACUCAGGUGUCAGGGAGACCAUGCUGCAAGCCCUGAGGUUUGUCAUUCAAGGUGCUGGAGCUAAAGUUGACCCUGCCAUCAAGAAGAGUAUUACUACCACAUUGCUAGGCAUGCUGGGACAUGAUGAGGAUGCCACACGAAUGGCCUCUGCUGGGUGUGUUGGUAUGUUAUGUGCCUUCCUGUCUGAAGAAGAGCUGAGGACUGUUCUACAACAGCAUGUCCUUGCGGAUGUGUCAGGAGUGGACUGGAUGGUGCGCCAUGGCCGGAGCAUGGCUCUUGCUAUAGCUGUGAAGUCUGCACCCAAACAGCUGUGUGCUCCAGAGUACAGCUCCACCGUGAUGGAUGUUGUUUUAUCCAACACCACUGCAGACAGAAUUCCCAUAGCUUGCAGUGGCAUCAGGGCAAUGGGAUACCUCAUGAGACACCAACUCAGAUCAGCUGGAGAAGAUGCUGUCUCACCUCGUAUUAUCACUCAGUUAGUCAAGAGUCUGCAGAAUCAGUCGAGUGAUAUCCGUCUGGUGACAGAGCGAGUGCUGUGGUGGGUGUGGAAGGAAGCGGACACCCCAGUGCUGGAGCCCAGUCUGAUUAAACCAAUCAUCAAAGCCCUGCUGGACAACACCAAAGACAAGAACACCAGUGUUCGCGCUCAGAGCGAACACACAAUUGUCAACUUGCUACGACUCCGCCAAGGAGAUUCUGUCAUGCAGAAUAUCAGUGCCAUCUUAGACACUGCCAGUAAUGAGCUGUUGUCUGAGUGUUACCGUCGAUCGCUGAAGAAGAUCUCAGGUCUGCCUGACUCCAGUGAAGAAAUCGAUGAUACAAUCCUCACGUGAUCUGCCCAAAUCAGCUCUCCAACAUAGUCCAUCAGUCCAUUCUGAUUUAAUAGAGGAUAUGAUAGCUUCACUGACAAUUAUGAAAAGAGAAAACACCCUUAAAAAAUAAUUUCUGAUUCUUCCAAAAAUUCAACCUGUUGCAGUUACAAAGCAAAAAAUUUGUUUCUCAUUUAAGCCAGUUCUAGCCAAAUGUUAAUGUAUUUCUGAUGCCCAGUUUAGAUUUUUAUUUGAUUAAGCACCAGUAUUAAUUUUAUCCUGUAUUUUCAGUAUGGUAAUGUCAUUCACUGAGUGUGCAAGUUGAGAGUGGGGCAACCUAAAGGAUGAGACACUGAUUUUUUUAAUCAGUGGUAUAUCCUUUGAUAGAGGUUAUAUAAAUAAAAGAAGAGAAAAACCACAAAUAAAACAUUAGUAGUAGUAGUAUUUGUUUUUACAAAUUAAGCUAUUUAUUAUUCUUACACAUUUUGUACAUCUUCACAAUGUACAAAGAUAAUCUUCACAAAUGAACACAACUUUUAUGCAUUUAGAAGCCUUAAUACUAUUGUCAGAAGUAAAAAGCUGAAGUUAGGCUAUAAACAAACUCCACCACGGUGGCAUGACUUAAAUGUCACUACCACUAAGCUUUCAACAACUCUUUCAAUGUGUAUUUACAAAACAGUUGGAAAAUACUAUAAACUGAUAAAUCUAUAAGUUGGAAAGUUUGAGUUGGAAUAGUUUGCUACAGCAAGGCUGUAUUCGAUUUUUUUAAAUUAAAGAAAACCAAUGUAACAACAAGAUGGCAUUCAAAUUACAAUCAACUUUUUUUUUUUUUUUUUUUAAAUCUGCAUUUGUGGAUAAAAUGAUUAGCCAAUAAGAUAGUUAUUUACAGUAUAUUUAUACCUUUUAUGGCCUUCUUCUUUAUAGAUUCCAUACUUAAUAUCUAUAAAAGACCAACUUAAAUACCUUUUCUCAGUUAAGCAAAUUUGCGCUCUAUCUCAAAAGGCACAAGAGAAUUUACAUGAGAAAAAAAAUGUACUCUGUAUUCUUGGUAGAGGAAUUACAGAAUCUACAUAGUGCACUUUCAAUGAUAAACUUAGCACUAAGGAACUCAUUUGAAGGAUAGAUAGCAGUCAAUAUUUUAAAGUGAGUCUCUUUUAUUUUGGAUUAAAAUAAGAGGUUCUAAUAUAUUUAAGAGUUUGCCUAUAAACAGAGAGAUCUUUUUCAGACUGAACUGGGCAAAAAAAUUAUUAAGAAUUUGCCUAAUAUAUUAGAACAUUUCUCACUUUUAAACUUAAAGUGGGUCCAAGGUAUAUUUAAAAAAAAAAAAGGUAGAGUUGGAGUGAUUUGCCCAUAUAAUAAAUAACCUUUAAUUAAUAUUUUAACAUUUUGAAAAAAAGAUGCUGGAACUGUAAACCAGAAACUAUCCAUGUUACAUAAGAAACCUUGUAGCCAUUUCAAUUUUAUUGUUCCAUUCAUCUAUUCAAAAUCUAUUAUAUUUAAUCCACCUGUUUCAUAAGAUUUAACUAUAUCAGUUUUCUUAAUAACGUGAGUUUUCUUCUUCCAUAAAAAUUGUGCAAGGGUUGAUUUAUUAACUUGAUCACUGAAGAAGAAGGGGCUAACUCAACUGACGGAUAAAUGGCCCUCAGCAAAACUUUUGUUUUAUUUUGGUUGGUAGAGCUCUGCCAAAACCAGAAAUGCUUCUUUGUAACCAAUUAUUUUUGCCUUUUUUAACUUGUUUACAAAAUUAACUUCCAUGCUUCUGCAAGGCUGUAGUAGAUUGUUUCUUAAAAUGAAAACAAACAAAUUAUCAAAUCAAACAUUAACAAUAGGCAGACAUUAGACAUAAUCAUACAACAUGAGUGACAAUAAAUUAAAAAAAUAAAAUAAAUAAAGUAAAUAUAAAUAAUAAUGAAUAAAAAGAUAACUAAAUAAAUCAGUAAUGUAAACGAAGUGAUAGGUUUACAUAAGGGGCAAAAAGAGAACUACAGCGCACUCAAGUUACUUAGUGCAUUCGUUAAUGUAAUGACUUUAAGAAAUUUGUUUAAGAAAAGGUGAGGGACAAAGCAAGUAUUUCAGCUUCAUUCACAAAAUGAGCAAAGGAUGGAGGGGUUUUCAAGAAUCUACACGUGUGGAUAAAAAACUUAGCAAUUAUAAGGAUGAUGUUGGCCAGUUAGUGUUGUGUGCGAUCUUUCUUUAGUACACCAAAUCUGACUUGCUUAGAAUUAAUGCCUCACAUUGAUAUUCAUAUAAACCCCAUUUUGUUGUGCAAUUGAGUCCAAAAUAGUUUAUAGAGUAGUUACAGUCAAAGAAAACAUGUUCAGUGGAUUCGAUGUCAGUCCCACAAAAUUUACAAGAGUUUUCUUCAAUACCAAACUUUGAUCGAAAAAAAUCCUUAGAUGGAUAAAUAUCGUUCAUUAUUUUAAAGUGAAAUUCUUUCAUUUUUGGAAAUAUUGGGAACGUAAGGUAGUUCUUUCUAAUCACUUCUCUGAUUCAAACUCUUUGAAGAUGUAAUGACUUUUUAUCCGACUUGGAUGAAGUCUAUUAAUGAAAACGAGGCUGUAGUAGAUGGGUUUUCCUGUUAGGUGUGAUUACGUUUAAUGUCCCCGACAACAGUUGUUGUUUAGCCACUUGUUAGCAACCGUCUUUUUCAAGAAAGGUAAAAGCUUUUUUUUUUUUUAAAAAUCACGAGUGGGUUAUUACUGAUGUAUUUUAUGUCGAACAAUAAAACGUGAAAAUAUCUUGCA
Molecule: messenger RNA, 10784 nt
Organism: Ictalurus punctatus (channel catfish)
Lineage: Eukaryota; Metazoa; Chordata; Actinopteri; Siluriformes; Ictaluridae
Gene: gcn1
Product: GCN1 activator of EIF2AK4
Exons: 58
Coding region: 52-8064 (2670 amino acids)
Biological process (GO): regulation of translation; cellular response to amino acid starvation
Cellular component (GO): cytosol
Molecular function (GO): protein binding; protein kinase regulator activity
Source: RefSeq, a predicted model, not a curated record